AUUGACGAUAUGUCCGCAGUUGACUGUCAGUUGAUAAAAUAAUUUUCUGGAAAGAAAAACAAGACGUGUUUGAUUUCAUUAUUUUUCUGUCGUACAAAGUUGCUGAGUUAAGAAAAUACAAUAACAUAAUAUUAUUUUCUUUUUUAUUUAAUAUAUAAUGAAAUCAGUGAUUUAGUUUACUUAUGUUUAGAAAUUAACAUAUAAAAAUGAGUAAGCAUAUGUAUUCUACUGCCAAUUUGACCGACAAGGAGCUAAAAGAGCAAGGAAACCGACUUUUCAGUCUACGUCGUUUUGAGGAUGCGAUGAAUUUUUAUACGAAAGCGAUUAUAAAAAACCCGUCAGUUGCGACAUACUUUACAAAUCGUGCAUUAUGCCAUUUGAAAAUGAAGAGAUGGGAAGCCACUUGCCAGGAUUGUCGUCGCGCUUUAGACAUAGAUAGUAAUCAAGUAAAGGGACACUUCUUUUUAGGACAGGCGCUAGUUGAGCUGGAAUGCUAUGAUGAGGCUAUAAAACAUCUCCAUAGAGCAAAUGACUUAGCUCGUGAACAAAAAUUGAAUUUUGGUGAUGACAUUGCGGCUCAAAUACGAAUUGCAAGGAAGAAGAGAUGGAAUGUACAAGAAGAGAAGAGGAUAUCACAGGAAAUUGAAUUACAGACAUAUUUGAAUAGAUUAAUAAAUGAAGACUUGCAACGUAGAAUAGAAUCAAUUAAGCUAGAAAAUCUAAACGAAGAAGAUACUAGUACAAAAAUAACAAAGGCAGAAGAGGAGUGUAAUAACUACAGUAGCGAGCUGAACAAUCUGUUCUCUAAGAUCGACGAGCGGCGAAGGAAACGCGACGUCCCAGACUAUUUGUGCGGUAAAAUCAGUUUUGAGAUUUUAAACGAGCCGGUCAUCACUCCUAGCGGUAUCACAUAUGAGAAGAAGGAUAUAGAGGAACAUCUUGAACGCGUAGGCCACUUCGAUCCGGUGACUCGCGUGAAGUUAACAGCAGAUCAGUUGAUUCCUAACUUCACCAUGAAGGAAGUUGUUGACGCCUUCUUGCAGGAAAACGAAUGGGCGCUCGAUUAUUGAACAAUACCUCGAUAAUCGUACACUAAAUUAGUGUCCACGCUUGUAGAUAGAGACCAUUUCACAUUUCCAUAAGUGAUUUUAGAGAAAUUCUAGGUUUUGCCACAGUCAUAUUAUUUUGUUCCUAGUGCCAACGAUGGGCGAGAUAAUUUGAUAAUAACCUUACCAUAUAUAUAAAUAUGAAGUACUUUUUAUUGCAGGUUUACGUAGCCUGAUUUUUAUCCCUUGCAAUAUGAUAAAUGCGAAAGUGUGUUUGUUUGUGUUUCUUUCACGUCGCAACGGAGCGAUUUUAUUAUAUCUGGUAGAUAGACGGGAGGCUGGAGGCGACACAGGCUCCUUUUAACCGCGGUGAUAUAUAUCAAUCCCAUUGGAAUUUCUUUUGAUUACGCGGGCAAGACCGCAGGUGGAAACUAGUUUCAUUUGAGGUCAAAUGUACUACGCAGGAUCGGAAAUUCCAUUUUAUUUACUUCGACUAUGACAUAUUAGAAACAUUACACUAUUUUAUUGAACUUUAAAACUAAAUAUUUUCACAUAUCGUAAAAAUAUCUUUGGGUUAUUUUUUAUAUGUAAUUAUUUGAAUUUUUAAAUGGUUUUAAAGUCAAAUAAGUACGAAAGUAUAUGAAGACUACGGUUCAGGAAAAUAAUUUAAAAUAUAAUAUCUUAUUCAAAUAACUUUCACAGUUCGUUUCACUGUCUUAUUGUUGUGGCGGGAAGUUAUUAUUAGAUCUCUACGAAUUAUUGAUUUCAAUGUUGUAAUAUAAAAAGCUUUAAAUGUGUUUGUGUUGUUUUUAAUUACGACUGAUUUGUUGUCUUUUCUAUAUAUUCUGUAUUCAGCUUAAUGAUACCUAAAAAUUAAAACAAAAAUGUUUAUGUUCAAUGUGUUUAGAUAAUAUUUCAGUAUAAGAUAGAAAAAAAAACUUAUUAUCAUUUAAAUCUUGCCUCAUUUCACCCUUAUGUCAUUGAAUUUUUGUGUUCUUCUUAAGUCAUAAUUAGAGUUGUAAAAUUAAAAAAAAAAGUCAUUUUGAUUUUACGAAAACAAUGAUACAUCAAUACAUAUUACUUACUUUGUAAUGUUGGUUCAAAAAUUUACAGGAAAAUAAAAAAAAACAAGGUCACAAAGUAUUUCGUACGGUUUUUAACAACAGUUGUGAGAAAGGCUUUUUUUUCAGUAAAACAAAAUGCUAUAAUUGUCAUAGUGUCGCUUUUACAUUUAAAUGUGUGAAGCGUUUAAUAAUAUGCGUAUUUACUUUAACCAUGAUCUUCGAUAAUAAUUUAUACAAUAGUUUAAGUUUUGAUUUAUGCAAUGCUAUAGCUAUAAAUAAAAUUGGUAUAUUCUACGCGAUCCUAUAAAUGUUUUUAUGGUUAUUAUUUAUGUAAGAACGCGUUCUCAAAACAGAUAUGAAACUCGUCAUUUUUUCGCGCCAAAUUUCGCGGUAAUGCCAUGUCAUGUGCCCACAAUGACAAAAUAAAAUAACCCUUAUUACCACGUCUUUAAACUCACGCUCAUCAGCAAAAUGUGCGAAAAUUUAACGUUUUGUUUUUUUUCCGAAAAUUUAUGUUGUAUUUGAAUGUAAAUUUUUCCAGAAAAAAAGAUGGAAAAUGCCUCAUAUCGUCAAUUUUGAGAGAAGAAAUAACGGUUAAGUAAUAGUUUUUACGACAUCAAACGUCAAUAUGUUAAACCAAUUUUUUUCUCCUUAAAUUAGAAAAUAAAAUAGUCUUUUAUUAGGGUUUUUUAUACAGUUUUAUUAUUUCACAUAAUGUACUGAAAGAUGAUAUGUACUCAUUUAUGUCCGAUUUGGGAACGCGGUCUUUAUGUAUGGAUUUCCCUGACACAUUAUUAAUUCAGGUACAUUAAUUAUAUAAUUAAUUAUUUACUUAAGCCCUGGCACUUAUGAUAUGUUCUAUGUUCAUAUGAAGUGUUUAUUUCUGUUAGGUAAAAACAUCGUAUGCAACAGGAGUGUGUUGUUAUUUAAUAUAUCUAUAUAAUAAUAACAUUAAGAACUAUUUUAAGUUAUGAGCAGAAUUUUAUAUUAUUUCUGAUAUAUCAAGAUAUUUAAUGUUGCGGAAACUUUUUAUUUCCUGUGAUACCAAUAGAAGUAAUAUUUGUUUUUAAAUGUACAUACUUAUGACUUUAUUUAAUUUGCCAUUUUAAAUUACAAAACUAUUGAUGUCUCAUCUAUUUGCUCUUAUACAAUAAUAAUAUUGGUAAAAUAAAUAUCCACAUAUUAUAGAAAUACAUAUGUGUUGCAUGUAAUGUGUUGCAGUUUUUUGUGUUUGUAAAUAUAAAUAUUUUAAAUCUUAAGAGCCUAUAUUGUAUUAUUUCAAAAUUUGUUUUGUAAAUAUAAAUAAAUUAAGACCUUUUCUGUUACACAUUUAAGUUUAAAAUUGAUUUGGGGAUUUAAUGAAAAUUUAUUAAAAAUUACAUGAUAGUAAAAUUUUGUCGUAAUUUGUAUGGAACCAGGUCGUGAUUACAUUGUAUCAUUAAGUUAAGUAAAUGUUGGUUUGUAAA
Messenger RNA from Zerene cesonia (dogface butterfly), 3576 nucleotides. RefSeq names its product E3 ubiquitin-protein ligase CHIP (gene STUB1). Gene Ontology annotation, biological process: protein quality control for misfolded or incompletely synthesized proteins; positive regulation of proteolysis; proteasome-mediated ubiquitin-dependent protein catabolic process. The transcript has 7 exons. The record is from RefSeq and is a predicted model, not a curated record. NCBI's taxonomy places the organism in Eukaryota, Metazoa, Arthropoda, Insecta, Lepidoptera, Pieridae. Gene Ontology annotation, molecular function: ubiquitin protein ligase activity; protein-folding chaperone binding. The coding region runs from base 207 to 1070 and encodes 287 amino acids. Gene Ontology annotation, cellular component: cytoplasm; Z disc.